Cervus elaphus (red deer) is the source of this 1288-nucleotide messenger RNA. RefSeq names its product melanoma-associated antigen B18-like. The record is from RefSeq and is a predicted model, not a curated record. The coding region runs from base 170 to 1177 and encodes 335 amino acids. The transcript is spliced from 3 exons. Gene Ontology annotation, biological process: negative regulation of transcription by RNA polymerase II. Lineage: Eukaryota; Metazoa; Chordata; Mammalia; Artiodactyla; Cervidae. Gene Ontology annotation, cellular component: nucleus.
GCACUCCCUGCCUUCCGCCGCGGCAGCUUUGGAGGCUGAGGCUUCAGUUGGAGAGGUGUGGCCGCGUAUCUACCGAGGGAGGAGUUCCAGGAUUGGACAGGUGUCCAGGGUGAGCUCUUCAUCAACCUUGGCAGCUUGAGCAACUGCCUGCGGUCCCUGACCAGUCAUCAUGCCUCGGGGUCAGAAGAGUAAGCUCCGUGCCCGUGAGAAACGCCGCCAGGCCCGUGCUGAGACCCAGGGCCUAGAGGUUUCUAAGGCCACUGGGGCAGUAGCAGCAGAAGGAAAGCCCCCUUCCUCUGAGAAUCUGCCUGCUGCUGGGGCACGCAGCACUUCUGAGGCACCUGAGGGAGCCACCGGUGCUACUGCAUCUGGUUCAGGCACCAACUCAGCUGAAAAUAUCAAUAGCCCAAAGGCGGAAAGCGCAAGCUCCCCCAAGGGCACUGAGAGCUCACUCAGUGAGAUUUUAAAUAAGAAAGUGGUUUUGUUGGUGCAGUUCUUGCUGCAGAAGUAUCAAAAGAAAGAGCCAAUUAGAAAGGCAGACAUGCUGAAGUGUGUUAUCAAACAGUACAAGAGUCAUUUCAAUGAGAUCCUCAAGAGAGCUUCUGAUCACAUGGAGCUGGCUUUUGGUGUUGAUUUGAAGGAAGUGGAUCCUACCAGGCACUGCUAUACCCUUGUCAACAAACUAGACCUCGCCUAUGAUUCAGCUCUGAAUGAAGAUGAGCACAUGCCAAAGACCGGCAUCCUGAUGAUUGUGCUUGGUGUGAUCUUCAUGAGAGGCAACUGCGCCCCUGAAGAGGCGAUCUGGGAAGUGCUGAAUAUGAUGGGUGUAUAUGCUGAAAGGAAGCACUUCAUCUAUGGGGAUCCCAAGAAGGUCCUCACAGAAGAUCUGGUGCAGCUCAAGUACCUGGAGUACCGCCAGGUGGCCAACAGUGAUCCUCCAUGCUAUGAGUUCCUGUGGGGCCCGAGAGCCCAUGCUGAAACCAGCAAAAUGAAAGUCCUGGAAUUUUUAGCCAAGGUUCAUGAUACCGUCCCCACUGCCUUCCCAUCCUGGUAUGCAGAGGCUUUGAGAGAUGAGGAAGAGAGAGCCCGAGCCAGAGCUGUGGCCAGGGCUCGCACUGCUGCCCUGGCCAGUGCCCGCUCCAGAGCCACAGCCGGCAGCUCCUCCCAGGCUAAGUGAAAUGCGAAAAGGUUGAAAAAGAGCAGUAACAUUCUAAGCUGUGGAUGACCAGGGUGGAUCCACAGGGAAAGCUAUAAUAUCAUCUUUGUGUUUCUGUUCUAUAUGGUAAAC